Amoebophrya sp. A25 is the source of this 6213-nucleotide messenger RNA. Lineage: Eukaryota; Dinophyceae; Syndiniales; Amoebophryaceae. The record is from the annotation of a GenBank genome assembly.
CAAGCGACCGGCAGGAGCUACAGAAAGUAGGCAUUUUGCCAUGGUCCUGCUUCGAAUGGCAUACACCGGGUCAAAUCAUCGUCGGAACUACUGAUGGCUGCGUCGUAAGAUGCGACUUCGAGAUCCGCUUUCAGUCCGGGAGCAGCAGCUCAAAGUCAACUACCUCGGGGCUGCGUAGCUUAGUUGGAGGGACAUCAAUAUGGAUUGAUGGUGUACUCAACAAGAAUAAGUUGUAGCAUGAGACACUAGUGCACUUUGGAGGUGGUAGUUCUGAAAUACGUACUUGAUAUUGAUCUUCUAGUAUUGUCUCUACCUACGAUUUAUUCCACCUUGUCGGGGUCCCUUCUUGUUCAUAAACAACCGGUCCUACUGGCAUUGACGGGGCAGUGACGGGAACAUUAACGAAAGUUUUUACGCAUCCCGAGCAGACAAAGAAUGGACCAACAUGCGUGUGCCUGGAAAAGGAUCCCCUCUGUGACGACUACAUGGUUGUGGCUUUUGCAGAUGGCUCUGUCUUCCUACUUGCUACUGAAGCUGGCAUGGUUCUCUUUGCAUUCGAGCGACAACCUGUGCCAGUGCAAAGUGUCGUGUGGCUACCAUCGCAGCCCGGUACCAUGUUCAGUCUUCAAUGGAGAAUGGUAGAGCUAAUGCGCGUGAGCGUACUUAUUUGCGUGCAUCUGCGUGUUUUAGUCUACAGCUGUGAAGAAACCGUCUAGGGUAGUUCGCCAGGCACAUCCUGUGAAUAACACCACUUUCAGGUAAUUUUCUGACAAGUAACUCGAAGAACGGAACCCUGAGCCUUUGGAAUGUUAGUCAGCCGAAGCCGCUAGAAAAACUAAAAGGUGGGAAUUCGCCGAUAUUGAACAUGGUGAGUUUUCACACAAACAGUCCGGAAAAAAUAUUCUUCGCCUACACCAAUGGGUACUGCAUAGUUCGCUCCGAUGAUUAUCAAACUGCGCUACCUACUUUGUCAGUAAAAGUGAGCCUGUCCUCUCAUCCUGACUGCGAUGAAUGACCACCACCAAUCACUAUCAGGUCUCUUGCCCUGAUGGACUUCGUGACCAACACGGGUACUGGUGGAGUUGGGGCAACGAAGGUGACGUCCUUGCGUCCUGGGUUUACCACGAGUCCUGCUCAUUCGGAGACCAUUUUUGACUUGGUUUUUAAUCCGGUGAAUUGCAACGUCUUCGCGACUGCAAGCUACGAUGGCUACGUCAAACUCUGGAAUGUAGCCAAAAAAGAGGCUUUUCGCGAGAUCUUCGCAAAUGAUGGCAUCCUCUAUGCUUUGGCGUUCAGUCGUGAUGGCAGCAUGAUCGCAGCGGUCUCUGGGUCCGGGAACCUCUUUGUCUGGAAAAGCGAGACUGGAGCGCAAAUCUUGAAGUACAAGCCGCACGAGGGAAGCCAUGCGUAUCAACAUCUUCAUGUUUGCAUGUAGAAGUUUGUUUGCACCAUUAGGACUCUACUACUAGUAGUUUUUGGACCUACUAGGAUCAAAAUUACAAUAAAGAAAUCGUAAACAAAUUUUACGCACUAAAUCCAUCUCGCCCGCAGGCCCAGCAUCAUCUUAGACUUUCUCACUGAACCUCAGCUCCUACCGCCUCCAGUGGCAUCCCGACGACCCGAAGUUGAUAGCUACGGGAGGAUGCGAUAGUCAGGCUGUGAUCACGAACAUUGCGGAGAAGUGUGCCAGACGGCAGUAUCGACACCCUAUGGUUGUAAUUGGCGUGGCCUUCAACCCCGUAACGACACACCUCCUUUGCACCGCCUGUCAAGACUGCCAAGUCCGAAUAUGGGAUACACAGGUCUUUCCGCAUCACCAUCAACCGCUUCUCGCUCUGGUCGGGCACACUGCGCGCGUGUUCAAUGUAGCCUGGCAUCCGCAGUAUCGAAACCUACUAUGUUCUUUUUUGGCAAUCCUAGCAAGUUGUAUAUUACUUCAUAGAAGCAAGACUAAAAGGUGUCUAUACAUAGAAAUUGUAAGGACUUUGAGGAUGAUCUUCCUAGACCUGCAACUACUGCAGUGCCUACUAUUCGCAGCUGCUCUAAUCCUUCUGGCUUCGGGUAGCGAUGAUACGACGAUUCGCGUUUGGGAUAUCGAUUCUCAAAGGGAGUGCACACGCCUUUGCGGCCAUCGCAGUUUUGUGCGCGCACUUUGCUGGCACUCGGAAGUAACGCAGAUAUUGCUGUCAUUAAGGCUGGUUCUUAUUGGACACGAGGUUCCAGGUUUGCCGAACUAAAACGCCAAAUACAUGCUGUUGAUGCUAGCACAUAAUUUUUCACGUUUCUACUAAUGCUAGGAAGCUGGGACGCGACCAUACGUGUUUGGGACGCAUCACAAGGCAUGUUGUUGUACACAGCGCGGCAACAUCAUGCAGAUGUUUACGGUCUCCAUGCACACCCUUUGCGUCCGUUCCUGUUCAUUUCGAGUAGUCGUGACACGACCAUCCGCUAUUGGUCCCUCGAAGAAAUCGCAGCGCCUUUUUUGCUAUCAGCGGUUCUGAAUCCGCAAGAGCUACGCGAGAUGGUGGGCGUGCUGCCAGCGCAAGAGGCAGGACCAGAAUUCUUUUGCUCGGCGAAAGAAGAACCGCUUUCACCAUUUCUGAAGUAUCCGAUCUGUAAUAAAUGAUGAAGAUGAAAACGAAUUAUUUAAUAUUUGGGAAAUACUUAUAGCAGAGUAGUUUAUAGCACGCAUGGUGCAUGGAGUGCAUGGAGUAGCAUGGAGUGCAUGGAGCGCAGAGCUUUAAGGGGCGCAAGAAGCUCCCCCUUUAGCUCCAUGCUACUCCAUGUGAUCCAUGCACUCCAUGCCAUGCGAGCUGUGAAACCUUAUAAACUGCUCUAUUAUAGAUACUAAUGCAAAUGCGGCAAGAAAGUGACAUUCUACUUGAAAAACUGACAUAGCGAGAGGUUACUACGAGUACGGAUUAUACUCUCAUCUUACAACAGGUACGUGACGCUUGGCGGUAUGACAUCUCCUAGAUGCCCUGUGCGCUUUCCGAAUUCGGACAAUCUGUUGCUCUUUGGCCACGGCUUCCGCCACACCUUGCAAAAAAUAGAGAAUCUGCCUCCUCACCCGCAGCGCGCGGUGCGCGUUUACCGAAUGCUGUUCCACUUUUUCAGCCACCGAGCGAACAUGGACGAUUUAUGGGGAUUGCUGGAAAAAAGUGUUGGUGCUGCGGCGAGCGGAGACAAUGGCGCGCCAAUGAUAGGCGGCCCGGGCGGAGCUACUGGCCUUUCACCCGGUCUUGGCGGCACCCCCGGUGGCGACGCAAUGCUGGAGGUGCACAUGACCAAUGCGUGCACAGCACCAGGAGCCGCGAAAACCGAGGUGGACUUGGUGACGGGACGCGCUGCUAGCGACUCAAUGUCGCCGAAUUACAGGGCCUCCGGAAUCGGUGCAGGUGCUGGGGGCCUAAAGCCAGGUGGCGGAGCCAACACGACCACGACGGUAUGGCACCACUCAGUAGUCUGUGCGCAGGUGCGCGCACAAGCCCUGGCUUUGGCGAGCAAUGCCCAGGUCAGCGGUGGUGGCGCGGGUGGGAUCGUUGCGGCUGGGAGUGCGGCUGGCGGCAAGAAGGAGGACCGGCUGCAGCGGGCGGCCCAAAUGAUGCUUCGCAUCGGCGACGUGCGACAGUACUGCGAGAUGAUGGCUGCUGCGGAUAAAUGGGAACAGGCUAUAAUGGCGGCUCCCAUGGUAUCGACGGAGUACUGGCAACGCAUGCACCGUGAAUAUCUAUCGAAAAGAGCCUACUGCCUGACGACGGAGGCGAAAGCGGUAGCCUUAUUGGCGACCGAGAACGCUGGAGAACUAGUCGAGGGCUACCUGCGGGAAGGGAUGCCAGCGGAGGCGCUAGUUGCAUCGAAAGCUGCCACGGAUGGGCUCUACUUUCGUAGCUCUUCUGCUGGUGGUGGCACGCCCUCAAGUCUCACGGGAACGCAAACUCCUACGGCGCGGCGGGAUGGCUUGCCUACUACCGCAACGGGCGGCGUGAUUGUGGGGAACGGAGCGGCCAGUGGAUCACGCAAUCCCGCAUCCUUGAGUCGCGACAUGACAGACGUUGCAAGAGGUCUCGCACGAACAUAUUACACAAAUGCAGAACCCGUAGCAGCUGCGUGUAUGUUUUUCUCGGUGAAUAUGGUGCAAGAAGGGCUCAACAUGCUCUUGAAGGGAAACGAGGUGCUGUUGUACCAUAUAUGUCACAAAUUACUGAUCGAGGACACUGGAGGCGGCGGCGGGGGUUCUAGCGCUAGCACGGCAACAACAAGAGAGCAGCGAAAAGUGGCUAUCGAGUGGCUCGCAAAACAGUGUGAACGGUAUCACCUUCAGCGCCUCGCGGUGGAUUUGUGGAAUCAAUCUCAAACGGCUGCAAACCGACAUCGCGUGUACCUGAUUCAUCAGGGCCUCCGGUGUCCGCGCUCACUAGAGUCCCUUCUUCACCCACACUCGGACCUGAGAAAGCAGUUUGAGGCAUCGCGGAGCGUCGCGAAUUUUGAUGCGGCAGAAGCGAUCAAGCUGGCACUUCUUGUCGGAGAGGGUUCGUGGGCAGCUCAGACAGCGCUCGAUACUUUCUUGCUAGAGAUUGCAGCAGGGGAGAGUGGAAAUUUUGACAAGUUGCAGGAAAUUUCCGCAGUCCUAGAAAGCUGCAACUUAACGCAACUUAAUGAUGUGAAUGUAGUAGUGUCGCUUCUAGCGUGCGCAGCGUAUGUGGCCUUCGUACAGGCAUUUCUACGCGGGUAUUUCGAAAUUCUUCCACCCUUGGCACACACUGUACAAAAUAUCGUGAAUCAUCGACAGCUGCCCUUCCCCGUGCCUACGGAGGAACUUUUCGUUCUAGAAGCAAUAGUGACUGCGCGUGCGCGGCCACGAGAAGUGCGCAGCUUGGAAAAGUUGAACAACGCACGAACUACCGCAGAGCGACUGUCGACCAAGGGUAGCAAAGGCCUUGUCUCGAUGAUCGAUCAGCAUCUUGGGUGGCUCAAUUCACAGCAGCCGGAAAGCGCGCUGCACAGGAUUCCUGGUGCGCAUUGGCUCUUAGACCGAUUGCCACCACUUUUGUGGGAUGUGGAGCUCUCGGCAGGGCCGUCGCUGCAGCUAGAGGGCAGCUUUCUUCCAGCAGAGCGCGAUGCAGCGGUCAGCGUUCUCAGUUCUGAGCCGAUAAAAGGGCCAAGUUUCUUGUUGGAGGACGGGCAACACUGCGUAUCGCUUCGGGAAGCAACCCUCUGGUCACGUGUGAACACUUGCUCCCCACUGAAUACUGGUUACCCGAUCAUGCCAUACUAGAUUCUGGUCAUCGGACGUUUCAAAGCUUCGGUUGGGGUUCGCUAGAAAUGAUUAUUCGGUGGACGUUCCAAAUUGAAAAACAUUUUCUUCAUCCUUUAUAUAUUAUGAUUAUGACAAUAAAUAAUCCAAAACCAAAUCGAAAUUCUCUUUGUUAUUGCUGAUUUUUUCAUUGACUAAGACUAUGUUUGUAUGACUAUGAAUCUACUUGCCUUGCACACAACGAACUUAUCUCAAAUAGACCGUUGAUUUUUUCAGACGCUGACGGAGUACGUGAUCUGAUUUGAUACUGAUUCAUCAGUACGGUUGUAAUGACUAACGAAGUAAGCAAGACGAGUGCACUCUUGACACGGUGCAGCAGAAAAGCGAGACGAGCGAAGCACAGCUCGCUAUCGCGGAGGAUAUUUAGAUGAACGUACUAACAGGCCCUUGUCGUUGUCCCACUCCUUUCGCCAUGUGGACAGAUUGUAAGAUGUAAAGAACUGAAUACUUGUUGAACACGCGCCAAUAUAAUCGGCUAGAAGCACCUGCAGGCCUUGUAAAAACAAGAAUAAUGAGGUUUCGCUUUACUAGCUACUAACGAUAGCGAAGUUGAUCAUGUUGAUCAUUAUACGCAUAUAUUAACAACUACUACUUUUUACAAGGCUAAUACUAAAUAAAGAGAAAAUCAAAAUUACCUGGAUGCAGCGGUGUGUAAAGAUGAUUGCUUCCCCAUUUGUAAAAACGUCAACCUACACCUACUAUAGACUUUAGCUAUGUGCAACGGGAUAGAUGAUCAAUGAGUACCUACGUAGUUGUGGGUCACAGCACUAGCGCUACUUACAGCUUCUUUAGUACUUGACCCAUGCUUCUCUGUGGCGUUUCACAAUCUUGGACAUUGUUCCGAUAAGUACGCUCAAACAGGGUAGACUUAACUGCGAUGUCAGCAUCAUUACGGU